This is a messenger RNA of Papilio machaon (common yellow swallowtail), 1411 nucleotides long. Its product is annotated as chymotrypsin-like elastase family member 2A. Gene Ontology annotation, biological process: proteolysis. Lineage: Eukaryota; Metazoa; Arthropoda; Insecta; Lepidoptera; Papilionidae. Bases 52 to 1377 code for a protein of 441 amino acids. The transcript is spliced from 7 exons. Gene Ontology annotation, molecular function: serine-type endopeptidase activity. The record is from RefSeq and is a predicted model, not a curated record.
CUCGUAGACAUAACCGCGUGAAACGAAUCAAAAGAUUCCAAUUUCAAAAUAAUGAAAAUACUUAUUAUGAAAACUGUAUUAUUCUAUUUUUCGACUUUAUUAAUUAGUGUACAUACUCAGGAUGGGUGGGCGUUUGUCGGUAAUCCGCUUUUACACGCAUACCCGUGUAAUAAUGAGACGGAUAUAACCGUGUCAUUUGAACCGGGUAGACCUCCGGGUGAAGAGAACCAAUACAAUGUAUUCAUUAGAAAAAGUGUACCAAGAUAUACCAAAAUUAAAUUGAAAUUCGACACAGAAGCUGUUGUCACACUUUAUGACUCGGCGAAAGCUAGAAUAUCUGUUCACAAUGAUAACGUAUUUAUUAUUAAUUUCUUCGAUAAUGCAGAAUCAGUUGGAUUCAUAGUGAAAGGUCCAGUAACAGGAACUGUACCGUACUUUGAGAGCUUAAAUAUUAACACAGUUGAAUAUUGUAAAUCGCCAAAUAAGGGUUACUUAGAUAAUCUAAUUCUGGGUACAAAACUAUCCGCAGAAAGUCACUUGAAAGUACCCGAUGGAUCGUGUGGUCGUAGAAAAGUUGAACAUACAGAACUGAUUGUAAAUGGAGCGGAUACGAAGCCAGGAGACUGGCCGUGGCAUGCUGCGUUAUACAGAAUUAAAAGAAACAUUAUAAAAUACAUAUGCGGUGGAACUCUUUUGUCAAAAACCUUCGUGCUAACAGCUGCGCAUUGCACAACUGUUAGAGGUCAACCGGUCGUACCGGAGACUCUAAACGUUGUUCUAGGAAAAUAUAAUAUCGCCGGUGGAGACUUGGAAGCUCAGGAGAAAACGGUCCAAGAAAUAAUAGUUCACGAUAAUUUCGUUGCUAAACAAUUGGACAAUGACAUAGCUUUAUUAAAGCUAAACUCUGAAGUAUUAUAUGGUGACUAUGUACAACCAGCUUGUCUAUGGUUCCCCACAGCAGUUGACAAGCUCCCCAAUAGAGAAAAAAUCGUAGGGACAGUGAUAGGAUGGGGAUUCGAUCAAAAUAAUGCACUAUCAAGUCAACUGCGACAAGCGACGAUGCCUCAAAUAUCUGAAUCUGAUUGUAUCAAGAAAAAUCCACUUUUCUAUUCGAGACUUUUGAAUAAUAAAAAGUUCUGCGCCGGUCUUAAUAAUGGAACAUCAGCAUGUAAUGGCGACAGCGGAGGUGGUUUCCACGUGUUUGUACCCGACGAGACUGGCAAUGAUUUUGCCAACGCUACCGGUGCCUGGUAUGUCUAUGGCAUUGUGUCUUUAAGCGUCUCCAGAAGAGAUAUUCCCGUGUGUGAUCCCAACCAAUACGUAGUGUUCACCAAGAUCGUGGAAUAUAGAGGUUGGAUUCAAAAAUAUGUCAAAUAAAUUAAUUAAUUGUCAGUUAAAUUGCAAUUUUGAA